Molecule: messenger RNA, 2581 nt
Organism: Manihot esculenta (cassava)
Lineage: Eukaryota; Viridiplantae; Streptophyta; Magnoliopsida; Malpighiales; Euphorbiaceae
Product: two-component response regulator-like APRR2
Exons: 12
Coding region: 513-2192 (559 amino acids)
Biological process (GO): phosphorelay signal transduction system; positive regulation of DNA-templated transcription
Cellular component (GO): nucleus
Molecular function (GO): DNA-binding transcription factor activity; transcription cis-regulatory region binding
Source: RefSeq, a predicted model, not a curated record
CCCUUCUUUUCUUCUCCUUUCUGGUUCCUUCAUUUUCAGUAGCUAUAUUUGACAUUUUCUUGUCUUUUCCUGUUCAAAUGAUAAAGAUCUUACAUGGGUUUUUGUGUAUUUUUUUCUUGCAAAACUAUGAAGAACAAAUAAUUAAGAUCUUCGGGCUUUUAAACAAGAUCUUGUCUUCUUCUUUUCUGUGGCUGAGACUGAUCGGUGUAUACUUGAGACUGAGAUUGUUUAUGAGUUCUUUAUCCGUGUCUUUCUUUUUUCAUUAAACUUGAUGUAAAAUAGAAAGAGAAAUCGAAAAAAGUAAUACAGUGGAGUACAUAGAAUAAGUUUCUUGAUACUGCUCAGUGUUGAGAGAUCAGUCUAUUACAUGUAAAAAACACUUUGAAAAUUUUGAUUUGGUUCAGUAAUCAAACUGCUGUUUAAUGGUAGAUGGUCUUUUAAUUGUGUUGGAUGUUGAGAAACUGUGAUCCUGGAAACUUGUCGGUUGCCUGAGAAACGAUGCCAAGCCAGCUAUGGUUUGUACUGCUAAUGAUUUAUCAGCAUGGGAGGAUUUUCCAAAGGGCCUCAGGAUCCUUCUCCUCGAGGAAGAUAGCAAUUCUGCUGCAGAACUAAAAUCUAAACUCGAAGCAAUGGAUUACAUUGUGUCUAUAUUCUGCAAUGAAAAUGAAGCUCUGUCAGCAAUUUCAAACGAACCUGAAAGUUUCCAUGUUGCUAUUGUUGAGGUGGGUACAAGCAAUAGCAAUGGGAGAUUUGAGUUUCUUGAAGCUGCCAAGGACUUGCCUGCCAUCAUGAUUUCAAACAUUCAUUGCCUGAGCAUCAUGAUGAAGUGCAUAGCGCUUGGUGCGGUUGAGUUCCUUAGGAAACCUCUCUCUGAAGAGAAGCUGAGGAACAUAUGGCAGCAUGUGGUUCGCAAGGCAUUUAAUGCAGGAGGAAAUGUCCAGUCUGAAUCACUAAAACCUGUCAAAGAUUAUGUAGCUUCAAUGCUGCAGAUCAAAGUAGAAACUGAAGAGGCAAAGAAUGAGAGCUUGGAGAGAAUAGAAAAUGGAUCUCCAGCUCAAGAAAAUGAGCAUGAGCAGUCAUCAGGUAGUGAUAAGUACCCAGCUCCUUCAACCCCACAAUUAAAACAAGGAGCUCGGUUAUUGGAUGAUGGGGAUUGCCAAGAUCAUACUAAUUGCUCAGCAGAAAAAGAGAGUGAGGGAGAAUCUAAAUCUGUCGAAAAUACUUGUGCAAUGACUGAAGUAACUCUGCAGGUAAACCAUCCUCAGAGCUUAAGUGAGACUCUGAUCAAAGAGGAGGAUGACUUGGCUGAUUGUGUCAAGUGUGAGAAUAAUGUAUCUAACAGUCCACAAAACAAAGGCAAUCUCAACAAUCCUGAUGGAAAUGCUCAAACCCCAGAUAAAGCUUCUGGUCUUCAUAAUUCGUAUGGGACGAGAGUUAUUCGAAAGAAAAUGAAGGUAAAGGUAGACUGGACAGCUGAGCUGCAUAAAAAAUUUGUGCAGGCAGUGGAGCAAUUGGGUGUAGAUCAAGCCAUUCCUUCAAGAAUACUAGAGGUGAUGAAAGUGGAAGGCUUGACAAGGCAUAAUGUAGCAAGUCAUCUCCAGAAAUAUCGAAUGCAUCGGAGACAUAUUCUGCCAAAGGAAGAUGAUAGGAGAUGGUCACAACAAAGGAGUUAUUAUCAACAUAAACCUAUCAUGGCCUAUCCUCCACCUCACUCUAAUCAUACUUUCCAACUAAGUCCUGUGUAUCCUGUCUGGGGAGCAGCUGCUGGUCAACCACCUGGUGUCCAAAUGUGGUGCUCCUCACCUGGCUAUUCCCCAUGGCUGCCAUCGGAAAGUUGGUAUUGGAAACCUUAUCCAGGGAUGCAUGCAGAAGCAUGGGGUUGCCCAGUGAUGCCGCCACCUCAAAGUCCUUAUUCUUCCUCACCUCAAAAUGCUACAGUUUUUCACAGUGAUGGAAUUGUUGAUAAUGGGUGCAAUGGUCCACAAAAUUCAUUUGACCUCCAUCCGACGUGGUUGUCCUUGGUGCAGGCAGAGGAGUUGGUUGACAAUAUAGUAAAAGAGGCAAUUAACAAGCCUUGGUUACCGUUGCCUUUAGGAUUGAAGCCUCCUUCCACUGAUAGUGUCCUAGCAGAGCUUACAAGGCAAGGCAUUUCCAGACUUCCUUCUCACAUCAACUUCUCAAAUUCCAUGUGAGAUUCAUACCAUCACUUCACUACUCUAGAUCACGCUGAUACAUGCUUAUUCAACCAAUCAAAACCCAUGAUCUAUAAGCCAAAAUGGAUGGGACCCACCCCUUGCUGGGACGGGGACAGAAAAUUAAUGAAGACGCAGAAGCAGUGGAGGAUGACGUCAAGUAGGGGCAACAAGAACGGCUAGAGAAGGGCCAAGUAGACAUGUGAAAUUUGUGGUUGUAAAUACAUCCUAACAGGGAAAAAUUGCUGUUCAAUAUUGGCCUUUCCGGGUGUUUUUAUGAGCUUUUCUUUCUUUUCCUGGAUAUUUGUGUUUGUCAGCUCUUUGUACGUGUAAUUUACACAAUGGUGAAUCCAGUUGUAGCAAUAAAAUAUAUAAAUUUCAUUUUGUAA